UCUUUUCUUUUUUUCCGUUAAUGUUUAAUUCCGAGAAUCCGUCUCCGACUUUGUGCAAUUAACCAGCUGGCAAUUUAAAAUGUGGUGAUAAUAUUUUUCAAAUCUCAAUCUCCCUCCAUCUCCUUCUGAGUGUGUAUAAGAUCUCCAAAAUCCAUAGUUUUGGCCUGCAAAGAUGGAGGCCAUACUUACAGAUAGUGUCCGCAACAGCCUCCAGCAACUAAUGCACCGAAACGCCAUUUUCAUGUGCGAGCGCCUCUGCGCUCAAUUUCCUUCGGAGAAAAAUCUGCAGCUGCUUGCUAGCUGUUAUUUGCAAAACAAUCAAGCACACUGUGCUUAUCACAUUUUGAAGGGAACACAUAUAGCUCAAUGCCGCUAUUUGUUUGCACUGGCUUGCUUCAAGAUGGAUCUUUUGAAUGAAGCAGAAGCAGCGUUAUCCCCUAAAGAAUCUUCUGCGGAGGUUCCAAAUGGAGCUGCUGGGCAUUUCCUUCUUGGACUCGUGUACAGGCAUACGGAUAGAAAGCAGAGUGCUAUCAAUCACUUCAAUCAGGCUCUAUCCUUGGAUCCAUUGUUGUGGGCUGCUUAUGAGGAGCUCUGUAUAUUAGGUGCUGCUGAAGAAGCAGCUUUAGUCUUUGACGAUGGAGCUUCUCUUUUUAUUCAGAAGCAAUACCUACAACGUGGUAUGGCUUCCCAUAGUUCGCAAGCAACAAAUGAGGGUCAUGAGAUUUCUUCAAACAGGACUUCAGUAUCUGAUGAUGUUAGUCCAAAGACAUUGAAGCACUCUUAUGGUAAUAACCUAAGAGAGAUAUCUGGGAACUGUUAUGGAACAGCUUCACAUCAGUUCCCACAUGGUGGUCCCACCAGCUUGCCAUUUUACCAUACUCCUUCCCCAAUGGCUACACAAGCACAGUUAUCUGGAGUUGCUCCACCUCCAUUAUGCAGGAAUGCACAACCAAAUGGUUCAAAUAUGAGAACAUAUGGAGCUGAUAUAUCCCAACGAGUAACCAUGAACUCUGCUGUUGCAGGCCCUAGAAGAAAAUUUGUAGAUGAAGGAAAAUUAAGAAAGGUAUCUGAGAGACUAUUUUCUGAUUCCGGGCAACGACGAAGCAUGAGACUUGCUGGAGAAUCUCUUAACGCAAAUUCAAAUACGUCGGUAGUUUCUGGGAACGGAACAAGCCACUCUUCUAAAUAUUUUGGGGGAUCCAAGUCAAACUCAGUGGUUUCACGUUCUUUGACAAUUCGAAAAAGUCACCCUUCUUCAAGCGAGAUUGCUUAUGAAGGUAACCAUCAUGAGGUGUAUGAUGAAUCUAGAUUAAAUUUCACUAGUUCGACCUCGUCACCAUGUGGUGAUAAUAGGAUUCUUGAACCAGAAGGAGCAACCAGAGUUGCAGAUGGUGCUUCUGUUAUUCUAGGUCUCCUAAGGCUUCUUGGGGAAGGCUUCAGACUUUCCUGUCUUAGCAGAUGCCAGGAUGCAUUGAACAUCUACAUGAAACUUCCACAAAAACAUUAUAAUACCGGAUGGGUGCUUUCUCAGGUUGGGAAAGCUUAUUUUGAAAUGGUUGAUUAUCUUGAAGCUGAUCGUGCCUUCAGUUGUGCACGCAUUGCCUCUCCUUACAGUUUGGACGGAAUGGAUAUAUAUUCCACAGUUUUAUAUCAUUUGAAAGAAGAUAUGAAGUUGAGUUACUUGGCCCAAGAGCUGAUAUCAACGGACCGUUUAGCUCCUCAAUCAUGGUUUGCUUUGGGUAAUUGCUAUAGCUUACAGAAGGACCACGAAACUGCUCUCAAGAAUUUCCAGCGUUCUGUGCAAUUAAAUUCAAGAUUUGCAUAUGCCCACACCUUGUGUGGUCACGAAUAUGUAGCCUUGGAAGAUUUUGAAAAUGGUGUCAAGAGCUACCAGAGUGCCCUUCGGAUUGACUCCAGACACUAUAAUGCUUGGUAUGGACUAGGGAUGGUAUAUCUCCGGCAAGAGAAGUUUGAGUUCUCAGAGCAUCAUUUCCGGAUGGCUUUCCAAAUCAAUCCGCUUUCUUCUGUCAUAAUGUCAUACCUCGGGACGGCUUUGCAUGCAUUGAGGAGAAAUGAUGAAGCUCUGGAGAUGAUGGAAAGAGCUGUAUUGGCUGAUAAGAAGAACCCUCUCCCUCGAUAUCAGAAGGCUAACAUCCUUUUGAGCAUGGAUAAUCUUGAUGGGGCCCUAGCAGUUCUCGAGGAGCUCAAAGAGUAUGCCCCAUGUGAAAGUAGUGUCUAUGCGUUAAUGGGUAAUAUUUAUAAGCGGAGAAAUAUGUUCAAUAAUGCCAUGCUUAAUUUUGGACUAGCAUUGGAUUUGAAACCAUCUGCAACCGAUGUCGCUCUUAUUAAGGCUGCCAUUGAAAAGUUGCACGUACCAGAUGAGAUAGACGAUGGUGACUCCAGUGAUUGAAUUGGUGAUGGUGGGAUGUGUUAACUUUAUAUGGUCCGUGGUGGUGAUCCUCAGCGAGUGGUCUGCUUGUGCUUUCGGGCCGAACACAAUAAUUUGUUCCCUGCAUAUAGAUUUCAUUGUUAUUCGAGGUACUGUCGGGACAUGAUGGUGCGGAGCAACUGAAGUUGUGUAUAGAAUGCAGGGGCAACCUCAAGUCCCAAGUGAUUUGUCGCUCAAAAAUUCAUGUACCCAACUCAACUGUGUAUCCCUUCAGAAUUCUGUUGUCUGAUUCAUUGUAACUCACCUCGACUGUAGUGCAUAAUGUAACUUGAAAUACACACACAUAUACUAGGAGUAAUAUGUAUCUUCCCUUUCCA
Messenger RNA from Salvia hispanica, 2766 nucleotides. Its product is annotated as cell division cycle protein 27 homolog B. Gene Ontology annotation, cellular component: cytoplasm; anaphase-promoting complex. NCBI's taxonomy places the organism in Eukaryota, Viridiplantae, Streptophyta, Magnoliopsida, Lamiales, Lamiaceae. Gene Ontology annotation, molecular function: protein binding. Gene Ontology annotation, biological process: protein ubiquitination; anaphase-promoting complex-dependent catabolic process; metaphase/anaphase transition of mitotic cell cycle. The record is from RefSeq and is a predicted model, not a curated record.